AAUCAGCGCUCUUCUACUUCCUCUAUGAGCAUCGCCCUCUGCUUGGGUAACAGGCAAUGUUUCAGCUGACAAGCACCGGUCGGGUUGGCUGAAAGAAAGGCGGGGGAAGUACUUCGCAAGGUACGCAGCACCCAUGGCUGAAUCAACGCCGUCGCCAAAGGCGAUACUGCGAGGGCACAAGGCCCAGAUCCAUGCCACCACGUUCGUGAGACACAACGAGCGCCUUGCGACGGGCGAUGCCGAGGGCUGGGUCGUGCUCUGGGACUUGACCAUCAUGCGGCCAAGAGCCGUGUGGAGGGCUCACGAAAAUGCGAUUCUCGGCAUCAGGGGGUGGGAUCGCGAUAACAUCAUCACCCAUGGCCGCGACCACAAACUCAUUGUGUGGAGGGUCAGGGAGGAGGACGAGGGCCGCCUCAGCGUCGCGCUACCCCUGGAAGAAACCCCCACGCCACGACCUCAGCCGUGGGUGCUUCACCUCCUCGAAGUCAACACGAUGAACUUUUGCUCAUUCGCUGCUUGUCUCGGUGACGCCGCCCAAGGCUCCUUGGACAGUGCCGCGUCCACAGCGCAAGUCCUAAUCGCCGUCCCCAAUACACUGGCGUCUGAAGCCAUUGACAUCUACGCCCUCCCCAGCCAAACCAGGAUCCACACCAUCAAAACUAGCCAAACCAAUGGCAUGGCCAUGAGUCUGUCUCUCUUUCACCACGAUGGGUGUUUGACACUAGUUGCAGCAUUCGAGAACGGUUUCGUGUCGGUGCACCGACUUGACUCUGAUGGGUUUUGGACCAUGACUUACCGGUCCAAAGCACACACGCAGCCGAUCCUAUCCAUAGAUGUUCAUCCUAGCCGAGAGUGCUUCUUCACUUCGGCAGCAGACGCCUUGAUAGCGAAGCAUCCCGUUCCAACCUCCUGCCAAGAAGUGGAUAAACUGAAAGAGUGGGAGCAUCCGCUCAAAGUGGUCAACACCAAGCAUUCCGGCCAACAAAGCCUCAAAGUUAGGUCCGACGGAAAGCUGCUGGCCACGGCUGGAUGGGAUUCCAAGAUACGCGUGUACUCAACAAAGACCUUGAAGGAGCUGGCCGUGUUGAACUGGCACAAAGUUGGAGCCUAUGCGGUUGCUUUUGCGUCCGUCGACGAGCCGAGCACUCCUUUGACCACUUCGCAGCCUACAGAUUCCAUGCAGCCUGUCGAAAGAGACAUGAGAGAUACCACUGAUGUAUUACAAGAUGAAGAGGGCUCGACUGGUUCUCGACAAGUCAGGAGCCUGGCCAAGGGAGCUGGAAUGAGCGUCAAAGACCGCAGGGUUCAGCUUGCAAAAACAGCACACUGGAUUGCAGCAGGAGCAAAAGACGGAAAAGUGAGCUUAUGGGAUAUAUACUGA
This is a messenger RNA of Trichoderma reesei QM6a, 1381 nucleotides long. RefSeq lists its product as uncharacterized. Bases 134 to 1381 code for a protein of 415 amino acids. The transcript is spliced from 4 exons. NCBI's taxonomy places the organism in Eukaryota, Fungi, Ascomycota, Sordariomycetes, Hypocreales, Hypocreaceae. The record is from RefSeq and is a predicted model, not a curated record. Gene Ontology annotation, molecular function: protein binding.